GAAUCCGUCAAGUCUCAGCUCAUGGACGCGGUCGCCGGCACGAAGCGCGGCCUCGCGGCGUCCGGCGCCGCGCGCGCGCGCAUCAACGAGCUCAUCGCGACGUUGGAAGCGUCGAACCCGACGCCGAGCCCGGCCACCGCCGACGGCGCCGCCGGCCUCGCCGGCGAAUGGAAAAUCGCGUACACGUCCGCGAGCGAGCUCCUCCUCCUCCUCGCGUCGGAGAACCUCCCCGGGGUCACGAUCGGGGACAUCACGCAGACGAUCGACGUCGUCGCCGGCACGGUGGAGAACAGAGUGAACGUCCGCGCGCCGCUUAUCGACACGUCGUUGAUCGCCACGGCGGAUUUCGAGGCGACGUCGCCGAAGCGCAUCCGCGUCAAGUUCACCGACGCCGGCGUCGUCACGCCGUCGAUCGAUACCUCGUCGGUGCUGCAGUACAUCGACCUUCCGCCGACGAUCGACGUCGCGGGCCAGAUCAUCGACACGACCGCCGCGUCCGAGGCGCUGGAGCCGCUCAGAAAGGCAGCGGAGGGCGCGCUCGGGGGGCUCGCGGAGGCGGUUAAGACGCUGCCUCCGGCGCUCAAGGUGCCGCUCCCGGGCGGCGGGCUCGGCGCCGCGGGCGCGGAGGGUGCCGAGAGCACGUGGUUGCUGACGACGUACCUCGACGAGGACACGCGCGUCGCCCGGGGGGACGGCGGAAGCGUGUUCGUGAUG
Micromonas pusilla CCMP1545 is the source of this 714-nucleotide messenger RNA. RefSeq lists its product as uncharacterized. The annotation marks the transcript as partial. The transcript has a single exon. The record is from RefSeq and is a predicted model, not a curated record. Lineage: Eukaryota; Viridiplantae; Chlorophyta; Mamiellophyceae; Mamiellales; Mamiellaceae.